AGCUUCCUUCGAGCAUUUAAGAGUUGUGCGGAUCUGUAGUAAUCUUCUACCGACGAAAAUUUCAGCUUUCUCCCUUUUUGAUUAUAUGCCUCUCUGAUAGAAACAGACAUGGGAGUUCCCAAGUUUUACAGAUGGGUUAGUGAGCGAUACCCAUGCAUAAGUCAAGUUGUUCAAGAACAUCAGAUACCCGACUUUGAUAAUAUGUACUUGGACAUGAAUGGAAUCAUUCAUCCUUGCUCGCAUCCUAAUGACGAUGAUCCUCACUUCAGAAAAAGUGAAGAAGAAAUAUUCGCUGACAUAUUUCAUUACAUCGAAGUGCUGUUCCAGAUAAUUAAACCCAAGAGAGUUUUCUUCAUGGCUGUUGAUGGUGUGGCUCCUCGAGCAAAAAUGAAUCAGCAAAGAGGACGUCGUUUUCGGUCUGCUAAAGAAGCAGAACAAAACAUUCGUAAAGCUUUGGAAAAGGGCCAAGUUCUACCAAAAGAAGAAAGAUUUGAUUCUAAUUGUAUUACUCCUGGUACUCCUUUCAUGGUAAGACUCCAUGAACAAUUGAAGUUUUUUGUCAGCUAUAAGAUUUCUACUGAUCCUGCUUGGCAAGGAUUAAGAGUAUAUCUGUCUGGACAUGAGACACCUGGUGAGGGUGAGCACAAAAUCAUGGAAUUCAUCAGGUCUGAGAGAGUGUGCCCUGAUUAUGAUCCCAACACAAGGCAUUGUUUAUAUGGCUUAGAUGCUGACUUGAUUAUGCUUGGGCUCUCCUCACAUGAACCUCAUUUUGCCUUGCUGCGAGAGGAAGUAAAAUUUGGAAAGGCAUCAAAAAGAAUUACAAGGCCUGAAAAGAUUACUUUCCAUCUUCUUCAAUUAUCUUUGUUCAGAGAAUACCUGGACUGGGAAUUCAAUGAAUUAAAGGAUAAAUUGCUGCAUCCCUAUGACCUGGAAAAAAUCAUUGAUGAUUGGAUUCUUAUGGGAUUUCUUGUUGGAAAUGACUUUAUUCCUCACUUGCCAAAUCUUCAUAUUAAUCAUGAUGCUUUGCCCUACCUUUACAGAGUUUACAUUGAUCUUAUGCCUUCACUUGAUGGUUAUCUUCAUGACAGUGGAAAGCUUAUAUUACCUAGGUUUGAGAAGUAUCUUGAAGCUUUGUCAAAGUUUGAUAGAGAACAUUUUGAAGAAAAGUUUGUGGACAUGAAAUGGUUUGAAAGUAAGAAGGGCUUUACAUUUGGAAAUAACCCUAUGGAUUUUGAGACAGAUGAAUCUGUGCUACCUUUAGACAACAGUUUUGCUGCUUUAGAGUUCAUGCCUGAGGAAUCUGUCACCUCAAAGGGAAAACAGACAAAGGUGAAGCUGAAUCCAGAAAUUGAAAAACUUGCUGCAAAGUUUGAUGAAGAACAAAGUGAUGAGGAUGAAGAUGUCUUUGAGACAGAAUUUGCAAUGCACAAAAGGGAUUACUACAUACAAAAGUUUGGAUAUGAAGAAGUAAACAGAGAUGUCCUUGCGGAGCUAACCUACCAGUAUGUGACAGGAAUUCAGUGGAUUCUUUCAUACUAUUUCAAUGGAGUACCAUCAUGGAGUUGGUUUUUUCCUUUCCAUUAUGCUCCAUACAUGUCAGACAUAAGACAUUUUAGCAGCCUAGAAAUCAAGUUUGAACUGGGAACUCCUUUUCUCCCCUUUGAACAACUACUGGCUGUGUUACCAGCUGCUAGCAGGCAGCUACUCCCAAAGCCUUUCCAGAACUUGAUGAUCAUGGAACAGUCCGAUAUUAUUGAUUAUUAUCCUGUAAAUUUCAAGACUGAUUUGAAUGGUAAACAGCAAGAAUGGGAAGCUGUGGUGCUCAUUCCUUUCAUUGAUGAGGAAAGGCUUCUAGAUGCUAUGGCACCUUUGCAUUCAAGAUUAACUAAGGAGGAAGUUUCACGCAACAAGCAUGGUCCUUGCCUUCUCUACACAUAUGAUUCAAGCCUAACAUUUGUUUACCAUUCUUCGAUGCCCAGAAAAUUUUCUGAUAUUUCCUGUUGUCAUGCAAGGUGUGAAGUGCUUGAUAAAGAUGUCUUCCAUGUUGCAGUGAAACACAUGCAGCAAGGUCUCUGUGAAGGGGUUAAACUUGAUGUGUAUUAUCCUGGAUUUCCCACUUUGUAUCAUGUACCACACAAGGCACAACUCAAGAAGGCAGGUGUAAAGGUUUUUCAGAUGCACAGCAAGAGUCACAGUAUGAUUUUAAAUAUCAUGGAACCCCAAGAAAAGGUUUUGUCAUUAAGAAUAGCUGAGGACUUUCUUGGUAAAACUUGCUAUGUGGGCUGGCCUCACAUGGUGGAAGCUCUUGUAGUUGGUGUUUGUGAUGGCAUUAAAAGAUAUUUUCACGAAAAGAAAAAUUCUCACAAUUCUGAUAAGGAAGUAUUAUACCAGGACUUGACAGAGUUGGAGGUUAAGAGCUGGAAUCAUCAAAUCAAGUCUGCAAAAGAAUAUCAAUUAGAAAGAAGAGGAAUAGAACUUGGAGAAACAAAGAUUAUAAUUGAAGCUUGCCCUAUCAAAGGAAAGAGAUAUGUAUGUGGAGCCAAAGGUCUUGUUACCAUGGAAAAGGAAUGGUCACCUAUGCCAGUCUCUUACCCUUACCAGUUGACUGUGAAAGAUAUCCAUGUUCAUGAGUCCCAUGAGGAUGAUAAGAUACACACGAUUGAGGAACUUUUCCCUAUUGGCAGCCAGUGUUUCAUGUUAGCAUCCCCAUACUAUGGCUCCUCUGGUGAAGUGAUAGAAAUUGAUGUGAAACAGUCUCGCGUCAGAGUACAGCUUCAUGUGCCACCUCAACCUGACUUACAUUCUGUGAUUGAUAAAUAUAAGGCUCUAUCGGUAAAUUACUUGCCAGCACAUGUGGCUGCCAAAAAGCUUGGUAUUACUACAAACUUGCUUUUAAGAAUAAGCGGGAGCUUUCUGAUUGAAAAUGAGUCCAGCAAAAGUUCUUCUGGUGGGACUACAAAGGUUGAUAUUGGACUCAACAUGAAAUUCAGUAAACAGAAUAGAGAGGCUCUUGGAUUUGCCAGGAGAACAGAAGGGGGAGAAUGGACUUUCUCUCCCGCAGCUCUGAAAAUAAUUUCUGGGUAUUUACACAAGUUUCCACAUCUUUUUGAAACUUUGGCUAAGAUGUCAUCGAACGAUCGGUGUUUUGCAAAGGACUUAGAAGUUGAUGAAAAGGGGUCUGAACUGCUAUCAGAGGUUCACGACUGGCUGAAAACAAUACCUUCUCUCCAACUAGAGCCUGUGAAAUGUGGCAGUAUAAGUUUAGAUGAUCCAGUUGUAGAAGCGAUAGAACAGGCGGUGCUGAGUACCAAGGCAUUGAACCACAAACCCAAGGCAGUUAAAGUACGUGUGCGGCCUCACCUCCUCUUUAAACCAUCUGGCCAUCAGGGAGCUGUUCUCCCCGAUAAAGAUGCAACAUUUGAGCUAUUCGACCGAGUAGUCAAUGUCAAACUGAAUGUUGCUGUUCCAUUUGGACUAAGGGGAACUAUUAUUGGAAUCCAUGAGGCCCCCAACUCAUCAGAUGUUCUGUAUGAAGUUAUAUUUGAUGAACCAUUCCUCGGUGGAUUAGCACUAAGAUGUUCAUCCAAAAAUGUGUUCUUGCUUGAAGCUCUGGCACUUAUUAAUAUCAGUUAUGGUGAACGAUGUGAAGCGAAGAAAGUUGAAGGAAGAUCAGUUGGCAAUAGUUCAUUUGGCACAAACCUCGCCAGCUCCCCUCAGCUGAACAAGGAGAGCAAAGGUAGUCAAUCCAAAUCAGGAGACAGCAGGCUAGAUUCUCCAGGAGCCCCUGAUUACUCAAAUGCCCGCAGCAAUCAGCGCACCAUACCUCAGCGUAACGAGUCUUCGAAAUCAGCUACUGUCAGCACAAAACUAAGAACACCGGAGAUUCAAGGCAGUGGGUCCUCUCAAGCCCAGGUUAACAUUAGUACAAGAAUUGACAGGCCUGUUAAUGAGAGGAAUACACAAAACGUAACACCUCCUGGAAUUCAAAAGGUCGCUGGCGUCUUAACGAAUCAGUCCAGUAAUAGUCCAAGCGAAUUUGCUGACAUGUGGAAAGAACUUAAACUAAAAGAAAAUAGUCAUGGUGCCUUCGAAAUCCCUGGGGACACCCCUGAACAUAAGAGCAACGACAAAGUCCAGGAUACGAGAGAAAGCGAAGUGCUGAUCAAGGAAGGAACAAAGGCUCUUCGUGAACUCCUUCAGAUUGGCAAGGCGCCAAAACCCAAGAUGGACCAGCAACCAAACAGACCUGAACAAAAAGGCCUCGCGGGCAAACAUCUGACCGUGGAUGAACUCUUUCGCAGUCACGGCUCUGCCCAAGGAACUAUGGAACAGUUUCCUCCGACAACCUUACCGUACCACUCGGGAAGUUCACCGUCAUCAGCCUUAUUUACUUGGUGUCAGUUAUCUGGUCUUCCACCUCCCUGUUAUCACCAUACUCCAUCAGUUGAGGGUGUAAGUGCCAUUGUCGAGUUGGCCAACGGGUUUAAAUUUGUCGGCAGUGUGUGUCGCAAUCCCUUCGAAGCCAUGGAUAGUGCAGCAUCUGUCGCACUGUUUCAAUUGCCACGAAUCAUGCCGAACAUUCCAGGGCCCCGAAACCUUGUUAUGCAGCAUCAAUUUUCUCCAGUCGUGUUUCCAUCGCUACCCAAUCCCGUAACGCCUCAAAGUUUUGCUGGCCUUGCACCUUUGCCCUUUCAAAAAACUGUACGCCAACUAUCACCUCAGUCUCAACCUUGGGCAGUACGCACGAGGAGUCAAGAUCAACCCAACAGGGAGGGUCCUCAGUCUGCUCAGCAAAGAACAAGUGCGACUCUGAACAGUUCGGCAGUGCCUUUCAUUCCAUUGCAGGUUUCCAGGAGGAGUUCUUCACGUUCACAAUCGUCACCAAUGACAUCGCAAGAGACGGCAGUCAAGGAGACUUCAGAACUUUCUCAACUGAAUGAAAGUCGACAGAAAGAGCAGAGUCAAGACUUUGAGUAUCAAGAGACUGGCGAAAUUUUCCCCAGAAAUUUGUGUUCAGAAUCAUCAGCAAACAACGUUUCGGCUCAGUCAGAUGCGUCGGAAACGAAUUCUCUGUCAGUGGACAAAACAGAGAGAGCUGGCAUCCCCCCUAAAAAAAUGCCAAUUUUAUCCAAAAGGUUGUUGGCUCCUAGUUUCUUCUCGAAAAAGAGCUAACUGUUUUGAGUUAUUCGGCGUAUUCGACUUUUCCUUAUGUGCAAUCCGCCUAUCAAAGGAAUGGUGGCUGUGAACAGUUCUCAGGAAUCUUUCUCCGUUCAAUGACAACCGUGACAAGGAUUCAUCGUCUUGCAAGGUGGCAGGUUUGUCACACUGCAGUGUUGUUCCGUUCUCGAAUAUUAGAUGGCACAUAAGAGACAUUAGGCCUUCAAUGUCGCGGCUUUCAGAAUUCAUGAAUUUUUGUGACACAGUUAAAACAAUCUGCAUCGUCCGUGUACCCUGAAAAAAUGCGCGAUUUUAGUCUAGGUAUAUGAUAUAAUAUUCUGCUUAGUGGAAAAGACCAUCGGUGAUGGUUUUCAGUUUUUAAAUGACUUUUUAAAUGGAUGAUGGUUGUAUUAGAAAUUCUUACCCAUACAAGCAUUCUUUACGUCAACUUGUUACGUAUGUAGCUUGAAGAAGUGGAUAAAAUGAGCAGCUUUUAAUUUCC
Molecule: messenger RNA, 5659 nt
Organism: Pocillopora damicornis (cauliflower coral)
Lineage: Eukaryota; Metazoa; Cnidaria; Anthozoa; Scleractinia; Pocilloporidae
Product: 5'-3' exoribonuclease 1
Biological process (GO): nuclear-transcribed mRNA catabolic process; rRNA catabolic process
Cellular component (GO): nucleus
Molecular function (GO): 5'-3' RNA exonuclease activity; RNA binding
Source: RefSeq, a predicted model, not a curated record